AUGUCAUGGAAUUGCCAAAGAAUAACCAAAAACAUACCAUGUUGGGUAAACGCGAAAAUUGGUGUUACGUUGAUCCUUUCCCACCCCGACCUAAUUGGUGUUACGUUGAUCCACUCCCUCGCCGACCUAAUUGGUGUUACGUUGAUCCACUCCCUUGCCGACCUAGUUGGUGUUACGUUGAUCCACUCCCUCGCCGACCUUGUUGGUGUUACGUUGAUCCACUCCCUCGCCGACCUAAUUGGGGUUACGUUGAUCCACUCCCUUGCCGACCUAAUUGGGGUUACGUUGAUCCACUCCCUCGCCGACCUAAUUGGUGUUACGUCGAUCCACUCCCUCGCCGACCUAAUUGGUGUUACGUUGAUCUACUCCCUCGUCGACCUAAUUGGUGUUACGUUGAUCCACUCCCUCGUCGACCUAAUUGGUGUUACGUUGAUCCACUCCCUUGCCGACCUAGUUGGUGUUACGUUGAUCCACUCCCUCGCCGACCUAAUUGGGGUUACGUUGAUCCACUCCCUCGCCGACCUAAUUGGGGUUACGUUGAUCCACUCCCUUGCCGACCUAAUUGGGGUUACGUUGAUCCACUCCCUUGCCGACCUAAUUGGUGUUACGUUGAUCCACUCCAUCGCCGACCUAAUUGGUGUUACGUUGAUCCACUCCCUUGCCGACCUAAUUGGGGUUACGUUGAUCCACUCCCUUGCCGACCUAAUUGGUGUUACGUUGAUCCACUCCCCCGCCGACCUAAUUGGUGUUACGUUGAUCCACUCCCCCGCCGACCUAAUUGGUGUUACGUUGAUCCACUCCCACGCCGACCUAAUUGGUGUUACGUUGCUCCACUCCCUCGCCGACCUAAUUGGUGUUAGGUUCAUCCUCUCCCUCGCCGACCUAAUUGGUGUUACGUUGAUCCUCUCCCUCGCCGACCUAAUUGGUGUUACGUUGAUCCUCUCCCUCGCCGACCUCAUUGGUGUUACGUUGAUCCUCUCCCUCGCCGACCUCAUUGGUGUUACGUUGAUCCACUCCCUCGCCGACCUGAUUGGUGUUACGUUGAUCCACUCCCUCGCCGACCUAAUUGGUGCUACGUUUAUCCACUCCCUCGCCGACCUAAUUGGUGUAUCCGAGGUUUUCUGUUUUAACUAG
Mizuhopecten yessoensis (Yesso scallop) is the source of this 1134-nucleotide messenger RNA. RefSeq lists its product as uncharacterized. NCBI's taxonomy places the organism in Eukaryota, Metazoa, Mollusca, Bivalvia, Pectinida, Pectinidae. The transcript has a single exon. The record is from RefSeq and is a predicted model, not a curated record. The coding region runs from base 1 to 1134 and encodes 377 amino acids.